Messenger RNA from Balaenoptera ricei (Rice's whale), 3689 nucleotides. RefSeq names its product calpain 7 (gene CAPN7). Gene Ontology annotation, biological process: proteolysis. Bases 294 to 2735 code for a protein of 813 amino acids. Gene Ontology annotation, molecular function: calcium-dependent cysteine-type endopeptidase activity. The transcript has 21 exons. The record is from RefSeq and is a predicted model, not a curated record. NCBI's taxonomy places the organism in Eukaryota, Metazoa, Chordata, Mammalia, Artiodactyla, Balaenopteridae.
CCCACCACCCGCGCCUUCCCGCACCCUCCGGCGAGCCCGGCAGCCCAGGCUACCGAAACACCUGCGCCGGCCGGGCUGCGCCUGCGCAGUGUGGCCGGUGGGCGGGACGGGGAAUGCGGCGGCCGCGGAGCGAGGCUGCCCGCGGGCGAGGAGUCGGAGUUUUGCCGAGGGGCCGGUCGGCGUCCUCUCUCAGCCGCCGGAAGUGAGCUCCGCCGCUCUUUCCGCGCGGCCCGGGUCCUCGCCCGGCCCCCGGGCGCGCGGCAGUCGGCGGGGGUCCUCGGCGCUGGGCAGCCAUGGACUCGGCGGCGCUGGAGCGGGACGCGGUGCAGUUCGCGCGGCUGGCAGUGCAGCGCGACCACGAGGGCCGCUACUCGGAGGCCGUGUUUUACUACAAGGAAGCUGCACAAGCUUUAAUUUAUGCUGAGAUGGCAGGAUCAAGCCUAGAACAUAUUCAAGAAAAAAUAAAUGAGUAUCUGGAAAGAGUGCAGGCUUUACAUUCAGCAGUUCAGUCAAAGAGUGCGGAUCCUUUGAAAUCAAAACAUCAGUUGGACUUAGAGCGUGCCCAUUUCCUCGUUACACAAGCUUUUGACGAAGAUGAAAAAGGGAACGUUGAAGAUGCUAUAGAACUGUAUACAGAAGCUGUAGAUCUCUGUCUGAAAACCUCUUAUGAAACCGCUGAUAAAACUCUGCAAAACAAACUGAAGCAGUUGGCACGACAGGCACUAGACAGAGCAGAAGCAUUGAGUGAGCCUUUAACAAAGCCAUCAUGCAAAAUCAAGGCAACGAAUAUUAAACCAAAGCCACCUCCAGUGAGAGCACAUUUUCCACUAGGAACUAAUCCCUUCCUUGAAAGACCUCAGCCAGUUAUAAGUCCACAGUCAUGUGAUGCACAAGGACAGAGAUACACAGCAGAAGAAAUAGAAGUUCUCAGGACAACGUCAAAAAUAAAUGGUAUAGAAUAUGUUCCUUUCAUGAACAUUGAUCUGAGGGAACGUUUUGCUUACCCAAUGCCUUUCUGUGAUAGAUGUGGCAAGCUACCAUUAGCACCUAAACAAAAAGCUACAUUUUCUAAAUGGGUACGACCAGAAGACCUCACCAACAAUCCUACAAUGAUUUAUACUGUGUCUAGUUUCAGCAUAAAGCAGACAAUAGUAUCAGAUUGUUCGUUUGUGGCAUCACUGGCUAUCAGUGCAGCUUAUGAAAGACGAUUUAAUAAGAAGUUGAUUACCAGCAUAAUUUACCCUCAGAAUAAGGAUGGUGAGCCAGAGUACAACCCAUGUGGAAAGUACAUGGUAAAACUUCACCUCAAUGGUGUCCCUAGAAAGGUGAUAAUUGAUGACCAGUUACCUGUGGAUCAUAAGGGAGAAUUGCUCUGUUCUUAUUCUAACAACAAAAGUGAAUUAUGGGUUUCUCUCAUAGAAAAAGCAUACAUGAAAGUCAUGGGAGGAUAUGAUUUCCCAGGAUCCAAUUCAAAUAUUGAUCUUCAUGCACUGACUGGAUGGAUACCAGAAAGGAUCGCCAUGCAUUCAGACAGCCAGACUUUCAGUAAGGAUAAUUCUUUCCGAAUGCUUUAUCAAAGGUUUCACAAAGGGGACGUCCUCAUCACCGCAUCCACUGGAGUGAUGACUGAAGCUGAAGGCGAGCGGUGGGGCCUGGUCCCCACACACGCGUACGCCGUGUUGGACAUCAGAGAGCUCAAGGGGCUGCGAUUUAUCCAACUGAAAAAUCCUUGGAGUCAUUUACGUUGGAAAGGAAGAUAUAGUGAAAACGAUGUAAAAAACUGGACCCCAGAGUUGCAAAAGUGUUUAAACUUUGAUCCUCGAACAGCUCAGAAAAUAGACAAUGGAAUAUUUUGGAUCUCAUGGGAUGAUCUCUGCCAGUAUUAUGAUGUGAUUUAUUUGAGUUGGAAUCCAGGUCUUUUUAAAGAAUCAACAUGUAUUCACAGCACUUGGGAUGCAAAGCAAGGACCUGUGAAAGAUGCCUAUAGCCUGGCCAACAAUCCCCAGUACAAGUUGGAGGUGCAGUGUCCACAGGGGGGCGCUGCGGUUUGGGUUUUGCUUAGUAGACACAUAACAGACAAGGAUGAUUUUGCAAAUAAUCGAGAAUUUAUCACAAUGGUUGUAUACAAGACGGAUGGGAAAAAAGUUUAUUACCCAGCUGAUCCACCUCCGUACAUUGAUGGGAUUCGAAUUAACAGCCCUCAUUAUUUGACUAAGAUAAAGCUAACCACACCUGGGACCCAUACCUUUACAUUAGUGGUUUCUCAGUAUGAAAAACAGAACACAAUCCAUUACACAGUCCGGGUAUACUCAGCAUGCAGCUUUACUUUUUCAAAGAUUCCUUCACCAUAUACUGUAUCAAAACAGAUUAAUGGAAAGUGGAGUGGUCAGAGUGCCGGAGGAUGUGGAAAUUUCCAAGAGACACACAAAAAUAACCCCAUUUACCAAUUCCAUAUAGAGAAGACUGGGCCACUACUGAUCGAGCUAAGAGGACCAAGGCAAUAUAGUGUUGGAUUUGAAGUUGUAACAGUUUCUGUGGUGGGAGACCCUGGUCCCCAUGGCUUUCAGAGAAAAUCUAGUGGUGACUACAGGUGUGGGUUUUGCUACCUGGAACUAGAAAACAUACCUGCUGGGAUCUACAAUAUCAUUCCCAGUACUUUUUUGCCUAAACAAGAAGGACCGUUUUUCUUGGACUUUAAUAGUAUUAUCCCCAUCAAGACAACACAACUGCAGUGACAGAGAAACCUCAGCAAUAGCUGGAUCUUAUACUCACCAAACAUCAACUCUUCAAAUGAGGACACAGAUCUCCAGGACGACACUGAACACAAUCAUCAGAACAGAAUUAAUCUCUAAAAACGUUCCUGUGGAAUCUGGUGCUGAAGUCAGGGUGUGUGGUGAGAACUGUAUGUAUGUAGUCAGAAUUACCCUAUGUCACUUAGGAGUACCAUUCACAUGGUUUUGUGUAUAUACGGAGUGGGCUUGCAUUUAGGGGCCGCAUUGUACAAAGAAGUGUAGAUGCUUAAAGAUUAGGCUCAGUCAAGUACUGAGAUCAGUGCCCUUGCUAAGAGGGAACCGAGACCAGACGAGGAAAAUGAGGGGUGUAGACUCACUGAGUGGAACAGUAGGCUGGGAUAAUAUUCUGAAGUAUUUACAUUAUGUUGUCUUCUUGGCAGAGCAUGUUGUAAGGUAGACCUGCUUGUGUCGUGACUCUCCUGUACAUCCUGGGCACCUAAUUACCAAAUGAAUCAUGUUAACCAUGAGAUUUUAAUUCUGCAUUAUUUAUGGCUUUAAAUGUUUACUGUUGCCUAUAGGUUAUGAAAGGAUAAAGUUUUAAUACUAAUUAACUUAGCAUGAAGAUGCUCAUGCUUAAGAAUGAAGGUUGUUGAAGUUAGAUACCUGUCUCCCAUUGACUCAUGUAAAGAGAACUGAGGUAUAUUCAUCAUCAGUGUAGGUUUAUCAGGUUGAUGAAAGUAGUAGUCUGAGACAUUGAAGACAUUACAAUUUAGUUUGUAUAGUCUUUUUUAAAUUGCUCUGUAGUUCAGUGUUCUUAUGGUAACAUCAUCACUCUAAAGAAAAUACAAUUGAGGAUUUAAUAUAUGGUAAUUGGGUUGCAUUUGAAAAAAUUCCCAGUUGUUUACAUAAAAAUUCAUCAGAGUAGAAUGAUGCUCAAGAUUUUAAAGAUCUAAAAAU